Prunus armeniaca (apricot) is the source of this 1332-nucleotide messenger RNA. NCBI's taxonomy places the organism in Eukaryota, Viridiplantae, Streptophyta, Magnoliopsida, Rosales, Rosaceae. The record is from the annotation of a GenBank genome assembly.
AUGGGCGAAACAAGGGACGAUGUGUACGAGGAGGAGCUUGUCGAUUAUGAAGAAGAGGAGGAGAAGGCCCCCGACUCCGCAGCUAAAGUCAAUGGCGAAGCCCCUAAGAAGGGAUAUGUUGGAAUUCACAGUUCAGGGUUCAGAGAUUUCCUUUUGAAGCCAGAGCUUCUUCGAGCUAUUGUGGACUCCGGGUUUGAGCAUCCGUCUGAAGUGCAACAUGAAUGUAUUCCUCAAGCUAUCCUGGGAAUGGAUGUCAUUUGUCAAGCUAAAUCUGGGAUGGGGAAAACUGCUGUUUUUGUUCUAUCAACUUUGCAGCAGAUUGACCCUGUAGCAGGCCAAGUUUCUGCACUCGUUCUUUGCCAUACUAGAGAAUUAGCUUACCAGAUCUGUCAUGAAUUUGAGAGGUUCAGUACGUACUUGCCUGAUCUCAAGGUUGCUGUCUUCUAUGGUGGUGUCAAUAUCAAACUUCACAAAGAUUUGCUGAAAAAUGAAUGCCCUCACAUUGUUGUUGGAACGCCUGGAAGAAUAUUGGCAUUGGCAAGGGAUAAAGACCUCUCCUUGAAGAAUGUGAGGCAUUUCAUCCUUGAUGAAUGUGACAAAAUGCUUGAAUCACUAGACAUGAGGAGAGACGUGCAAGAGAUUUUCAAGAUGACUCCGCAUGAUAAGCAAGUGAUGAUGUUUUCUGCAACACUCAGCAAAGAAAUCCGCCCGGUUUGCAAGAAAUUUAUGCAAGAUCCUAUGGAAAUAUAUGUUGACGAUGAAGCCAAGUUGACCCUGCAUGGUCUAGUACAGCACUACAUCAAGUUAACCGAGGCAGAGAAAAACCGCAAGCUGAACGACCUCCUUGAUGCACUGGACUUCAACCAAGUUGUUAUAUUCGUCAAGAGCGUGAGCAGAGCCGCUGAAUUGAACAAGUUACUUUCAGAGUGCAAUUUUCCCUCUAUAUGCAUCCAUUCUGGAAUGAACCAAGAAGAAAGGUUGAAGCGCUACAAAGGAUUCAAGGAGGGUCAUAACAGGAUUCUUGUGGCCACAGAUUUGGUUGGAAGAGGAAUCGACAUUGAGCGUGUUAACAUCGUUAUCAACUAUGACAUGCCAGAUUCUGCUGACACUUAUUUACACAGGGUUGGCAGAGCUGGUAGGUUUGGCACCAAAGGUCUGGCAAUUACAUUUGUUUCAUCUGCAGCGGACUCUGAUGUUCUUAAUGAUGUUCAGGAAAGGUUUGAGGUUGAUAUAAAGGAGCUUCCUGAACAGAUUGAUACUGCCACAUACAGUAUGUUUUCUUGCUGGGUUCAAAGUUUAUUUUGUGUCAUUCUGAUACACGGUCGACUUUGA